GCUAGACUGACAGCUGGCGGACAGACGGCAAGCAGCGGCGCGACGGGAGCUGCCGCUAGGUUCCGGACUUUUUCUUUUCCCAGCGCCGCCCACCCAAUGAUUCCUCCUUUCUCCACAUUCUUGUCUAGCCACACGACACGACACGCGAUCAAAGACAAUUCCGACCUGUCCAGCAUCGAAAUCCGAAUACGAACGCGAUAAGAUUAACUAUUGUCGCUCUGCCCCACGCCCUCGCUCACGGAAUCCCCAACUUCCAGUGGCCUCAUUGUGGCAGCAUCUCUGCUGAUUGGCUGUUUGCUGCCAAUUGACAGGGUUGCUCAGGAACCCGCAUACCCCUAGUACAUAGUAAAUCUCCUAAUCGCCUCCUUAUCGAGCUUUCGCCUGUAACCCUUUGACCAUUCAUUGAAAUACUUAAAACUGGGAGUCCUUUUCCUUCUUUUUCCCUGCAGGACCAAGCUACCAAGCAUCGUUCACUCUUUGGUGCAUCCCUUCAAUAAACCGAGUCAUUGAGUGAGAACAACCACUAUGGCCACCCUGAACUCGACUCUCAUCGGCGCCUUUAGCCAACCCGAAACCUUCUCGAACGUCUUCGAAGAAGUCUCCAAAUACAAUGUUCAGCUCAACAUUGCCGAGCGCCUCUGGGCUGCCUGGUAUCUCUGGAUGCAGAACGAUGUGCUCGCAACCGGCAUCAUGAGUUUUGUUUUACACGAGACCAUCUACUUUGGCAGAUGUUUGCCUUGGAUGAUUAUCGACCGAAUCCCUUAUUUCAACAAGUACAAAAUUCAAAACCAAAAAAUACCCACAUGGAAAGAACAAUGGGAAUGCGCUAGCCUUGUUCUUCUCAGCCACUUCACGGUCGAGCUUCCUCAGAUCUGGCUCUUCCACCCUAUUGCGACCUACUUCGGCAUGGACUAUGGCGUUCCCUUCCCUUCGCUCGGCAAGAUGGCUUUCCACAUUGCUAUCUUCUUUGUCAUGGAGGAUACUUGGCACUACUGGUUCCACCGAGCUCUGCACUAUGGCCCCCUUUACAAGAUGAUUCACAAGCUUCACCAUACAUAUUCUGCUCCUUUCGGUUUGGCUGCUGAAUAUGCCUCGCCGAUUGAAGUCAUGCUCCUUGCCUUGGGGACAGUUGGAUCUCCUAUCCUUUGGGUUUCGUUGACAGGAGACUUGCAUCUUUUCACUAUGUACUUGUGGAUUGUUGGCCGUCUGUGCCAGGCCAUUGAUUCUCACAGUGGUUACGACUUCCCUUGGAGCUUGCGACACUUCCUUCCCUUCUGGGCUGGAGCUGAGCACCAUGAUAUUCACCACGAGCGCUUCAUCGGCAACUAUGCCUCCAGCUUCCGCUGGUGGGAUUACAUGCUAGACACCGAGUCUGGCCCUGAGGCUGCUAAGCGCCGCCGAGAGAGGAAGAUGGCCGCCAUGAAGGCUAAGAAGGCCGAGUAAAUUGCUGGUGACGGUCCAAAAUCGGCUUUUACACGCAGUUGGUAAUUCCAAAUCAUUUUACAUGAGCUGUGGUGAUAGACAGCAUAUGAGUGCUUCUGAUGCCAAUAGUGCAAGACACUUUUGGUGAAACAACAUGGACUGAAUGCAUCGAGAUUGCAGGCAGGCCUUCGGUUUGACCGAGAUGCUUACGACAGUACGAUACCUGGCAGUGUACAUAUUUAUUUUUCGAAAGCCAGGUUGUACAAUUCUUUAAUGACGAUAGAUAUGAAAAACAAAACCCUAGUUAGACUAAUGCUCAAGAUUAAUAAGCCCUUCGCUAAACAAUAAUAUCAGAAAAUUCACAAAA
Xylaria bambusicola is the source of this 1789-nucleotide messenger RNA. RefSeq names its product C-4 sterol methyl oxidase. Gene Ontology annotation, molecular function: iron ion binding; C-4 methylsterol oxidase activity. NCBI's taxonomy places the organism in Eukaryota, Fungi, Ascomycota, Sordariomycetes, Xylariales, Xylariaceae. The record is from RefSeq and is a predicted model, not a curated record. Bases 526 to 1443 code for a protein of 305 amino acids. Gene Ontology annotation, biological process: ergosterol biosynthetic process. The transcript has 4 exons.